Molecule: messenger RNA, 3841 nt
Organism: Sitodiplosis mosellana (orange wheat blossom midge)
Lineage: Eukaryota; Metazoa; Arthropoda; Insecta; Diptera; Cecidomyiidae
Product: ABC transporter G family member 23
Exons: 12
Coding region: 680-2905 (741 amino acids)
Cellular component (GO): membrane
Molecular function (GO): ABC-type transporter activity; ATP binding; ATP hydrolysis activity
Source: RefSeq, a predicted model, not a curated record
CAUAAGCGCAAACGCUUCGAACUGUGCUGCCCGCGUGUAGCUGUUACUGCUGCCUGUUGCUCUUGCUGUUGGCUGAUGGCACACACACAGUUCCUUCUCCGUGUUUCUCUAUCUCUCUCACUCAGUCUCCGUCGCCCGUGCUUUCCGUACAUAUAUUUUAUUUAAUGUAACCGAAUUGCUUUGAACAACACGAAAAAUUAUUACUUUCAAUUUCAGUAUAGCUUUUGACAGUGACGAGUGUAGACGUGCGAUUCCAUUCGCAUUCUCGCUCAUAAAUUUAAAUUAAUACAUAUUUUAUGUUUGUGUGUUUUUUUUUCUUUUUCAAAAAAAAAAAAUUCGAUUUGUUGAACUAAAUACAUAACAUCGAUCGAUUCGAUCCAAUCAGUGCGUAUGUGAUUUGAAACCGAAGAGAGGAAAAAAAAUUUAAGUAACAACAAAAUAAGGAAAAUUAAACGAACAAACGAAGGAAAAGCGCGAGAAGAAAUUUCCAAUGCUGCUGAUUUGGUUUGAUCCAAAUCAAAGCGCACAAUAACCAUCGUCUUUCCUGAAAAACCAAAUUUGAAGAGAAAAACAAACCACCCGAAGUGUGCUUCUGAUUCAGUUUAGAAAAUAAAAUUUCAACACUCGCAAAGAAUAUUUUAGAUUUAAAAGCAACCGAAGUGACACGUACUAGUUUAUCAUGGCUGCUGUUGAAGUUAGGGGUGGCUACAAGUAUUAUGGAAGCCCGAAUGACCCGAACAAAAAGAUCAUCCUCAACUAUCUGGAUAUGAACGUUCCGAUCGGAUCGAUCUAUGGGCUUUUGGGUGCAUCAGGAUGUGGAAAGACUACACUGUUAUCGUGUAUUGUUGGUCAGAAAAAGUUACAAGAAGGUCAAAUUUCGGUGUUGGGAACCUGCCUGAAUACACAUUCGGCCAGCACAUUGGGACCACGCAUCGGAUACAUGCCACAAGAUAUUGCACUCGUUAACGAGCUAUCGAUCAAAGAGACGAUCUACUAUUUUGGACGCAUAUAUGGCAUGCACGACGAUCGCAUUCGAGAACGAUUUAAAAUUCUGAAGGACCUGCUUGAACUGCCCGACAGUAGUCGUCUAGUUGAAAACUUAAGCGGAGGUCAAAAGAGGCGGGUUUCAUUUGCGUGUGCAUUAGUUCACGAACCGGAAUUGGUCAUAUUGGACGAGCCAACAGUUGGCUUGGAUCCAUUACUCAGGGAAAAAAUUUGGAAUUUUUUGGUUGAAACCACACGAACGAGUAAAUUAGCCGUAAUCAUAACCACACAUUACAUAGACGAAGCGCGUCAAGCAAAUACAAUUGGAAUGAUGCGCAAUGGCAUUUUAUUAGCCGAAGACACACCGACAAAUAUUAUGCAACGAUUCAAUUGUGACAAUUUGGAGGAUGCAUUUUUAGUACUUUGCCAAAAACAUGGAACCUCUGAAGAGGCUGACACAACGAUGGGCAGGGCUGCUGGUCAAAAAUUCCUGCAAAGUGUAUCAAAUCAACAGGGCAGCCAUCAGAAUCAAAGUGAAUCGAAACCAGAUGCAAAAACCAAGGAAGCAAACGCAAGUUCAACGGUCAAACAUGACAGCGAAACACAAACAGAUCUGCCCAAAAAGGGGAAACUUAAGCGAAAUUUAUCGUUUCACGAACAAAGACCCGACACAUUGAUCGGAAAAUUAACGUUCACAUCACAGAUUCGGAUGAAAGCAUUGCUUACCAAAAAUCUGCUACAGUUAAUACGUCAACCGUCCGGAGUUCUGUUUAUCUUUUUGUUCCCGAUUCUGCAGUGCACUUGCUUUUAUUUAGCCAUAGGUGAUAAUCCAAAGAGUUUAAAAUUAGGAAUAGUCAAUGAAGAAGUGCCCAAUUGGCAGGAUUGUUAUAACAAUUCGCUUGUCACCGCCCAAGUAUACGAUUAUGAAUGCAAUUUAACGAAAGUGUCUUGCCGAUAUCUGAGAGAUAUACCGCCCGAAUAUGCCAUACAGGUCCAUUUUAAUUCGAAAGAGGAAGCGUAUGCGGAGGCAAAAAAAGCGAAUAUCAUUGGAUUUGUACAUUUUGCGUCGAAUUUCACUGAAUCAAUCAAGGAUAUUUUGGACAACAAUCGAGAUGCUCGCAACGGAUCGUUUGAGAGUCGUGAGAUUCAAGUGCGUUUGGAUAUGUCAAAUCAACAGGUUGCCUUCUUUUUGGAGCGUAAAUUGCGUGAGACAUACGGUGAAUUUGCUCAAAAGCUGAUGAUCGACUGUGAACUGCCCAGAGCGCUCGCCACAAUUCCGAUCAAUUUCAAAAAACCCGUUUACUCAUCGUUUGACGCCGAUUUUCAAGAAUAUGCUGCACCCGGUGUCAUAAUGACAAUGGUAUUCUUUUUGGCAACUCUGGUCACCGCCGCCGUAUUCAUCACAGAUCGCAUGGAAGGUGUUUGGGAGCGCACACUCGUCGCUGGAAUUUCAACGACAGAACUAUUGCUGGCGCAUAUUGUGACGCAGUCGGUUAUCGUCUUUCUGCAAUGCACUGAAGUGAUAUUCUUCAUCGGUGUGGUCUUCGGUACCGAAAACAAUGGUGACAAUCUCACCGUAAUUCUCCUGUUAUCUUUGACUGGUUUCGCUGGAAUGUUAUUCGGUAUGUUGAUUUCAAUCUUCUGUGAGUCACAUACAAUGGCCAACUUUGUAUCGACCGGCGCAUUUUAUCCGAUGAUUGUGCUGUGCGGUUUGCUGUGGCCACUCGAAGGAAUGCCACAACUUUUACGAGACUUUGCCCUACUAUUGCCCUUCACCAUUCCAACCAUUUCGGUGCGAAAUAUUCUUUCCAAAGGUAUGCCAAUUACAAAUCCAAAUGUUUACAGUGGCUUCAUUGUUAUAUUCUUGUGGAUUGCGGGAUUCUUCUUCUUGUGUUUGGCCGGUUUACGGCGAAAGAAGUAAAAUUUUUAGUUUUAAUUUAAUCAUCUGUAUAUUAACUAAAUUAAGACGAGACGAACGACGACGACGACGACGACGACGACGACGACGACGACACAAGAACAAAUGCAUUUAGUUCUAAAUUUUUCAUAGCUUUAGAGUUGUUUGGUACUUACUUUGUUACUGUGUGUUUUGUGCACGAGAACAUAGAAUUUGAACGAAUGGAUAUCAUUUUAGCAUCAAUCCAAUCACACAUCUCAUCAACAGAAAAAAAAACAAUUUAGCAUAUUUUCUUUUGUUCAGGUGUAACACAGAAUUUUUCUUUUGAUCCACACAAUGAAAAGAGAUGAAAAUCAAAUGCGUCAAUUUUCUUUUGUGACAAAAGGUUUGAAAUCGACCGAAUUUACGAUAUUUUCUACCAUAAAUAUCAAACAACAUUUUCUUCUUUUGUUUUGUUAAUAAAUUUUCAAUUGAAAUUUUACACCGAGAAGAAAAUACAAACCAUUUGUUCCAUUUUGCAUUGAAUACAAUUUUAAAUAUUUGGAGCUAAUAAGUAGCAAUAUUAAACUGAGAUAAGCGUGUGAAUAAUGUAGGUCACAGUAGAAAAACAGAAGAAAAAAAAACCAGAUCGAAUAAGAGAAUAGGGAACGAAGUAUCUCAGAGCUAAAAGCAAAAGAUCGAAUCCCGUAGAUGCAUCAUCUAGAAAUGUCAAUAUAGUUUGCGAUACACACUGUUGUUUUGUUGUUUUUUGUUUGUUUAUUAAUUAGUAUUAUUUCUUUUUUCUCGAACACAAAACAAAUAUCAAUUGUGAGAAUUAUUUUUACAUUUUAUUUUUUCUUCUCUUCUUUAAAUUACGAUUGUCCUAGCUUAAGUGAAAUGGCAUUCAUUUAUUAUUAUUACGCAUAAGAAUUUGCAAUAUUGUAUUUUGUUUUAGAAAUGAAAUAAAAAAAAAUACACAAA